Messenger RNA from Nasonia vitripennis (jewel wasp), 2380 nucleotides. It is a transcript of the gene knk, whose product is annotated as protein Skeletor, isoforms B/C. The transcript is spliced from 12 exons. Bases 148 to 2223 code for a protein of 691 amino acids. NCBI's taxonomy places the organism in Eukaryota, Metazoa, Arthropoda, Insecta, Hymenoptera, Pteromalidae. The record is from RefSeq and is a predicted model, not a curated record.
AAUCGAGUCAAGAGCAAGGUAUACCGUUGCAUCAGUGCCUCUUCCUCGAUGGCUAUGUGGUGGGCCAUCAGCACAAGGUGGUAGCCGGCUGGAGAACGCAGCAGCUGGAAGCUGGAGAUUUUCAGUGCGAUAACGAUGCUGUGAGAUAUGGCAGCUGGUCUGAUUACGUGCCGCUGGUCCCCGAGACCAGCGUUGCUGCUGCUGCUGCUGCUCGUUGCGAUACUCGGAGCGUUCGGGUCUGUUAACGCCGACGAAGUCAAGGAGUACAGUGGAAAAUAUCUGGGAAAGCUGAACGUCUACCACCACCAGGUCGCCGGUGACGUCUACGCGGUCGACGAGUACACGCUUCUGCUGACGUCGUUCAGCUACGACGGGACCGGCGCCGAUACUUUCUUCUGGGCCGGAGGCUCUAAUCGCCCAGGGCCUCAGGGCUUCAUCGUUCCCGACGAAUACGGCAUAACGAAUACUCUUGGCAAGUACCUCAAUAAAGACCUGACGCUGAAGCUACCCGACAACAAGAAGAUUACCGAUAUCAAGUGGUUCGCCGUCUACGAUCUGUCCACUCAGAGCACCUUCGGUGACGUGUACAUCCCGGAGGAAUUCGACCCACCGGCGCCGCAGCGACUCGCGCAACUGUCCAAGCUAUCCACGGCCAAUGUGUCAUCCGACGUGAUUGUUGUUCUCGAUGCCAAGACUAUAAGCAUUCCGCAGCUUUCCUACGAUGGCACCUCUCAGGACGCCUACUUCUGCGUGGGACAGGGCAAGCCGUCGCCGCAGGGGACCAAGGUCCCGGACGAAAACGGAUACUUGGACCCGAUUCGCGCUUACAAAAACGAGGACGUGAUAAUCCAGCUACCGGGCGAGAAGACGAUCUUCGAUAUCGGUUGGAUCAGCAUCUACGACGUGAAGUCGAGGACCAACCUCGCCUCGAUCCUCGUACCCUCGGGGCUGAACGUACCUCCGUCCCUCGUCAAGACGAUCAAAGUACCAACCAACCUGCCGAACUGCGUUCAGAUGCACAAGAGGUUACAGGUAGCUUGGGAAAUUUUCCCUCCGCAGAUUACCGUCCAGCUUAUCGGCCAAAUCCCGGAUAAUGGAUAUAUGGCCUUUGGAGUUUCGGGCUCGGACUCGAGAAGUCAAAUGGAAGGAGCCGACGUGACGAUUGCCUACAAUGACGGUACCAGAGGUUUCGCCAACGACUAUAACGUUUCAGCCAAAGCUCCGUGUGUCAAAGUACUUGGACAGUACAAAGGCGUGUGCAAGGACGAGCUCGUUGGUGGUCAAGACAGUAACCAGCUUUUCGCGUCGACGAGGGAUAAUGGAAUAACCACCGUCACCUACAGAAGGACGCUAAUUUCUCCCGACUCGGGGGACAAGGAGUUUCUCAUAGAUAAGCCCAUGUAUUUCAUAUGGGCUCUGGGAAGGCUGGACGAGAAUAAAGAGCCCAACUUCCACGACUAUUAUCCAAAGAGCAAUUUUCUGCUUCACUUAGACUUAAAGGACGAGAAGAACAAUGCGGUCAAGCAGAGAACCUGCGUGGGUUUCACGGCUAAUAGCGACGAGCUCAGGGAACCUUGGGCGAAGGAAGAAAUCUUCGACCGUAGUAUAAGGACAUUCAGGGCGACCGUAGGUCCGUCCGGAGGAAGGCGUGGCUACCAAGCGAUUACGGGCCAUUCCUCGAACGGUCUGGCCUGGUACAUCAACGGCCGACUAGCUCCGGAGCUAUACCUGCGACGGGGUCUGACCUACAACUUCCGCGUCUACGGCGGCAAUAAUCCCCACAGUCCGAACCUUUAUCACCCUCUUAUAAUAACCGAUGAGCCGCACGGUGGCUACGAUCGGCUAAGCGAUGUAGCCCAGAGCAAAGUCCGUGUACUUGCCGGCGUUGAAUUCACAAGGCGGGGAAGACCCAGACCGACCGCAGUCGGGCCGCUAUGUCUGAGCAAGCACAACGACCGAGACAGGAGGUUGGACGACAAUUUCCCGACGUUCAAUAAAUUCAACAGGACGUUGAUCAGUUCCUGCGAACCAGGCGACGCCGGAAUAUUGGAAGUCACCCCAAACUCGACGUGGCCAGACAUUGUCUACUACAAUUCUUUCACCCACGCAAACAUGGGCUGGAAGAUUCACGUGGUUGACGCUUACAUAAAAAGCGACGCCGUUUCGAUGGGCCUAGCCGGGUCGAUACUCCUUUCGGCGAUUUUGUCAAUCCUGGCAGCGUAAUAUAAGGAAAUCGAGACAUCUUCAAAGACUGCGAUUUUUUUGUAUACAUAUAUACGAUAAGGCUUAAACUAAUGUAAUUGUAUAAAAAUGUGAUUGUACUUAAUAAAUAUAACACAUUGUUUUAUCGAUGGAAUAAAAGUGAAAAAGUUGAUAUACC